AUGCAGCAAGUGCUUGAUGUCCAUGUAGAUAACAAGGAAAACAGGGAGGCUUUCCCCAUGAGGACAGAAGACCUACUGAAGGAGAAUAGAAAGCAGCUGCUUCCCAAAGAGGAAAAAGAUAAAGACAAAUAUGAAGACCUUUGGACAUGCGAAGAUGACAUGAGCUCCAACCUAAAGAAACUUAAAAGAACAAAAUCCUUGGUGGCUGGGGGUGAGGCCCAGGACCUUUACCGCACUUUCACUUAUGACGAAGAGGGAGACGAAAAGAUUUUUGAGAAGGUAGUGGAGAAUUUUAAGAGGUUCUGUGAACCGAGGAAGAAUGAAAUAUAUGAACGAUACUGUUUCAGAACAUGUGAUCAGCAAGUCGGUGAAACUUUUGAGCACUACGUAACGGAUCUCAAAAACAAAGCAGAUACGUGUAACUUUGGCAUUUUAAAAGAAGAAAUGAUCAGAGACCAGAUCGUUGUUGGCAUCAGAGACCUCAGACUAAAAGAAAAACUUCUCUGCACGGAAGAUCUAACCCUCCAGAAAGCCGUACAGACGUGCAUGGCCGCGGAAACCUGCCAGGAGCAAAUGAAAACCCAUGUAGCAGUGACAAGCCUCAUAAAAGUAAAUCUUCAACUAGAGACUGUUGCAGAUGUGGGGGGGGACCACAAUAAAUACAAGUGUCCGGCAUGGGGAAAGAUGUGUAGAAAAUGCAAAGGAUGGAACCAUUUUGCAAAUAAAUGUAGAACAGACAGUAAAGUACAUGCUCUGAAUGCUGUAUCUGAUGAAGAAGAUGAAGAACUAUUUGUUUCUACAGUCAGAACUGACAGAUCAAAGUCAAACCAAGACUGUGUAUCAAUACUAGGAGCAGGAGAUAGUGAAAAACGUGGUUUAGUAAUAAGAACUAGAGAUGUCAGAAAAGUAUAUGUAUAUGGCAUUACAGAGGGUGCUUUAAUGAAGGAUUACAUCAAAGAAAAGUACAGAGAUGUAUUUACAGGUAUUGGUUGCCUGGAAGGUGAAGUUUGUAUUAAACUCAAAGACAAUGCAAAGCCAAUAAUAUGUGCAGCUCGUAAAGUACCUUUUGCUUUGAGAGAUAAACUCCAGAAAGAAUUAGAAAGAUUGGUAAGUCAGAACAUAAUAAAGAAAACAGAUGGUCCCACAGACUGGGUACUUCCCUUAGUAUUAGUUGAAAAAGCUAAUGGUAACCUUAGAAUAUGCAUGGAUCCUCUAAGAUUGAAUGAAUAUGUCUGCCGAGAACAAUAUCAUUUACCAGAGAAAUCUGAAAUAGAGAGUGACAUGGCAGGUGCCAAGUGUUUUUCAAAACUGGACCUUCGCCAUGGUUUCUAUAACCUUAAGUUAAAUGAGCAAAGCUCUAGGUUGUGUACAGUGGCUACACCGUUUGGUAGAUAUUCAUUUCUUAGGAUGCCAUAUGGGGUGAAAAGUGCACCAGAGAUUUUUCAUGCUAAGAUAGCUCAGUUAUUUGAAAACGAUAAAAAUGUGAAAGUUUUUAUUGAUGAUAUAGUGAUUUAUGCUGAAACAUGGUCAGAGCAUAGCAGAAUUUUACAACAUGUGAUGAAUAUCGUAGAGAAAGCAGGUGUGAAGCUCAAUGGAGACAAAUGUGAAAUAAGUUGUACUGCUCUAAUAUUUCUAGGUGAUUGUCUUACAGAACAUGUUAUAAAGCCAGAUUCAUGUAAAGUCACUGCUAUAAACAAUAAGCCUGAUCCAACAUGUAAGGAAGGAAUUACUUGA
Molecule: messenger RNA, 1734 nt
Organism: Lingula anatina
Lineage: Eukaryota; Metazoa; Brachiopoda; Lingulata; Lingulida; Lingulidae
Source: RefSeq, a predicted model, not a curated record